ACAACCUAUCAGACAACUCUUCACUAAACAUAGACCAGAAGUAAAGAUUAUAUAUCAUCAAGUACCAUUUGGAAGCUUAAUUUGUAUUUCUGAAAAUGAGAAAACUCAAAUUAAUAAAAAUCCUUUAUGCAAUAUGAUUAUAAUCAACCCACCUCCUUCGCAUGAUGAUUCACCAUCUUCACCACCUUCGCACGAUGAUUCUUUGCUGCACAAUGUAAUUAUAAUCGACUUAACUGAUGAUUUACCUCCUUCACCUCCUUUGCACGAAGAUUCUCCUCUUUCGCAUGAUGACUCACCUCCUUCACCUUGA
Messenger RNA from Dentiscutata erythropus, 310 nucleotides. Lineage: Eukaryota; Fungi; Glomeromycota; Glomeromycetes; Diversisporales; Gigasporaceae. The record is from the annotation of a GenBank genome assembly.